This is a messenger RNA of Onthophagus taurus, 3268 nucleotides long. RefSeq names its product aminopeptidase N. Lineage: Eukaryota; Metazoa; Arthropoda; Insecta; Coleoptera; Scarabaeidae. The record is from RefSeq and is a predicted model, not a curated record. Gene Ontology annotation, cellular component: cytoplasm; membrane. Gene Ontology annotation, biological process: proteolysis; peptide catabolic process. Gene Ontology annotation, molecular function: metalloaminopeptidase activity; peptide binding; zinc ion binding.
AACAGAGUCCCACGUUUUCUGAUUAACACCUAUUUUUUUUCCUUUUUUUAUUUAGAGGUACCAUUUCGAGUUUUUAUUUCUUAUCUAACGGUAAAAAUGAAAACGAAUCAAAUUGAAUGUGUUAAAAAAAGCCUAAAAGGAAUUACAACCACGCGGCGAUAACACGCAUAAAUAAAAAAUGACUCGUUAAGUAUCCACACGACCGACAGGAGCCAAAUUCAUUUUAUAUGUAUAAUUGAAUACCUACAGCAUUAGGAAUAUUGGUUUUAUUGGUGGGGAUUGUACGUCGACGAGUUGGAAAGUAACACAAUCGAACUGUGGGUUGUAUUAACUACACUUGUCUCUUUAUCGUCGGUUUAUGAUAUGAGCGUAUCGUAAAAUGAAUCGUUUCAAAUUUUUUGGGCACUUUCAAAAAAAUAUGAUCAUUCGAAUCAUUUGGACGUUUUUAUUUCUUCUCGGAAUCGCGAAGAGUUACAGACUACCAACUUCGGUGAUUCCCGAUACUUAUAAAUUGGAAAUCAUCACGAAUUUAGGUGAUCGUAAUAAUUUUAACUUCACCGGUCGUGUUUGGAUAAACUUAAACUGCACUUCAAAAACUACGAAUAUCACCUUACAUUCGAAGAAAUUAAAAAUCGAUAAUGAACAUGUAACUCUUUUGGAUGUUGGUGCGAGCAACAAAAAAGAUGAUUUUAUUAAAAUCAAAUCGAUCGCACAAGUUAAAGCAGACGAUUUCUUGGUUAUUGAACUCGAAAAAGAACUUGAUGACAAUAAAACAUACGAGUUGUUUAUACCGUUUUCGGGCAAAAUCGAAGAAGGAUUAGCUGGUUAUUAUCGAAGUUCUUAUUUGGAUAAGGAAAGUGGAAAAACUAAAUGGCUCGCUGUUACUCAAUUCGAGCCGAGCGAUGCUCGAAGAGCUUUUCCGUGUUUUGAUGAACCCGCUAUGAAAGCUAAAUUUCAAAUUAAUUUAGGAAGGUCGAAGAAUUUUUCUUCGAUUAGUAAUAUGCCUAUUAAAUCAACAGAAACGAUGGCAAAUAUUACUGGAUAUGAAAUGGAUCAUUAUGAAACAUCGGUCCCAAUGUCAACAUAUUUGGUAGCUUACGCAGUAUCUGAGUUGAAAAAUGUUGUAUCACCUAAAUCGAGUAAUGUAACAUUUAAAAUUUGGGCCAGAAGAGACGCAUUGGAUCAAGUAGAUUUUGCUAAAUUAAUUGGCCCGAAAGUUUUAGCGUUUUAUGAAGAAUAUUUUGAUAUUAAAUAUCCAUUACCGAAACAAGACAUGAUAGCGGUUCCCGAUUUUUCUGCUGGGGCAAUGGAAAAUUGGGGAUUAAUUACGUACCGCGAAACAUAUCUUUUGUUCGAUCCAAAAGUCACAUCUAUUUUAAGUAAAAUUUGCGUUGCAAGUGUUGUAGCUCAUGAAUUAGCUCAUCAAUGGUUUGGAAAUUUAGUUACAAUGAAAUGGUGGACAGAUUUAUGGUUGAACGAAGGAUUUGCAACUUACAUGGCAGCGGUGGCCGUUGAUAAUUUAACACCUGAAUGGAAAUCGUUGCAAGAAGAAACCGUUGAUAAUUUAUUAGCCGUGUUAAAUUUCGACGCUUUACAAAGUUCUCAUCCAGUUUCCGUUCCAAUUGGAAAUCCGAAAGAAAUCUCGGAAAUUUUUGAUACAAUUUCGUACAAAAAAGGAUCAUAUCUUUUACAUAUGAUGUCGAAUUUUUUGGGUGGUAACACUUUAAGACUUGCCGUUAGCAAAUAUUUAAAAGCACACAAAUACGGAAACGCCGAACAAGACGAUUUAUGGAAAUUCAUCACCGAACAAGCCCACGAAGAGAAAUCUUUACCAAAAGAAUUAACCGUCAAAGAAAUUAUGGAUACUUGGACUUUACAAACCGGGUAUCCUAUAUUAAAUGUUACCAGAGAAUACGGAACGAAUGGAACAGUUUUAGUUACACAAGAACGGUUUUUUAAAGACAGAGAUUUAGAGAAUGUUAAAGGUGACCCAAAAUGGUUGAUUCCUUUAACUUAUGAAACGGAAAAUAGUUUUGAAUUUCGUUCUAUGGAAGUUAAACCUAAGUUGUGGUUACCACCGAAACGUGACGUUAAAAUUAUUCAUGUUUCAGCUAAGGAUGACGAAUGGAUUAUUUUUAAUGUUAAAGCCACAGGUUUAUACCGAGUUAAUUACGAUCAAAAAAAUUGGAACUAUUUAAUUAAAAGUUUAAAAUCACCAAAUUUCACCAACAUUCCAAUUUUAAAUCGUAUUCUAUUAUUGGACGAUUCUUCAAAUUUGGCUUGGGUGGGUCGAUUAAAUUACAAAUAUUUCUUCGAAUUAUUAUCGUAUUUAGAACAAGAAACCGAAUAUUUACCGUGGAAAGUAGCUCUACGCAACAUUGGUUCGUUGGAGAUUUUAUUAAAACGAACCUCAACUUACGGCCAUUUCAAAGAAUACAUUCAAAAAUUAAUCGUGCCGAUUUAUUUGAAAGUUGGCGGUUUCAAAGAAAUCACUGAAACCGACAAAAACGUCGACGUCUUACAGCAUAGAGUUUUAAUUACGAGUACCGCAUGUAAAUAUGAACACGAAAAAUGUGUUAAAGAUGCCGUGAGAUUAUUUAAAGAUUUGCAAAAGAAAACGGAGUCGAAAGAAACAAUUCCUAAGGAUUUGAGGGGUUUGGUUUAUUGUGCUGGAGUUAAGAAUGGCGGGGAAAAGGAAUGGAUGUUUUUAUGGAAUUUAUAUUUAAAUUCAAACGUAGCGACUGAAAAGAAUUUGAUUUUAAAGAAUUUGGGUUGUACGAGACAAACGUGGCUUUUGGAACGUUAUUUGGAGUGGGCGAUCGAUUCGAAUUCGGGAAUUAGGAGGCAAGAUGUCACAACCGUAUUUGCAGCGGUUGUUGGAAAUGAUUUAGGUUUUUAUGUUACUAAAGGAUUUAUUGAGGAACACAUUAAAGAGAUUCACGAAAGAAUCCAACCAACUAUUAAUAAAUUAACCACGAUUAUAAGUAAUUUAGCUUCUUAUAUGACGAGAUCAACUGAAUAUUUAUGGUUAAAAAACUUUACAAAAAAUAACGAAGAAUACUUUAAGGAAAUUAAAAAUGGUGUUAAUCAAGCUGUUGAAACGGCGAAAUUAAAUUCUCAAUGGUACAAAGAAAAUAUGAAGAAUAUUCGGGGUUUAUUGAAGGAGCAUAGAGUUGAGUAAAUAACAUUGAUUAGAGCAUAAACUGAUUUAAUUAUGUUAGAUUUGUUGAACAAAAUAUUUAAUUAAAAUAUUAAAUACUUAAUUAAA